CCUUAAUAUGUAAGAAAGAGAUGAAAUUUCAUUUCAUUAUUUAUAGAUUAGAGCAACAAAAGAAAUGGUUUGAAAACAAACAUAAAGAGAUAGGAGAAGGACUACAAUAUUAAGUUCAAUUAAUGAAUAAAGAAACAAACCCACAAGAAAUAUCAACAGAAGGAGCAAGGGAAGUAAAAAAAGACAUUUCCCAAAUAAUGGGUCAUGGGACAAAAGGAGAGGAUGUAAAAAUGGCUAUGACAUUUGUUCCUCUCGGCAAUUUCCGAAGACCUCAAAUGAGAUCUAUGUCAUGUGGAUGUCAGAGAAUAUACGUCCAGCUGAUCGGCUUCUUGAUUUUUGUUUUGUUGAUUGCUGUAAUAAGAAUGAUAUCAAACAUGCGUGUAGUAUUUGUACAGUACCACAUGGCUAGCGACACAGAUGGUGAACUUGUAUUACUUCCUGUUGAGUUUGCAGCAUCACGAGGGGCCUACUGCUUAGAUGGGUCUCCACCAGGAUAUUACAUUAGAUAUGGUAAGAGUCCUAACAUCAACAAAUGGAUUAUAUAUCUCCCUGGAGGAGCUUGGUGUACAUCAAAAGAAGAAUGCUACAGCAGAAGUUUUACUGAAUUAGGUUCCAGUAUGGAUGCCCCAGCUCUUUCCGCAUUUGGUGGCAUACUGUCUGCUAGUGAAACAGACAACCCAGAUUUCCAUAAAUGGAAUAUGGUCAAGUUUUUAUAUUGUGAUGGAUCGUCCUAUUUAGGAAACAGAAGUAAAACAGUAGAGUAUAAAUCUAAGCAGAUCUAUCUUAGAGGAUUUCCUGUGUUUGUUGCUUUGAUAGACCAUCUCAUUAAACAUACAGAUCUCUCAUCAGCUGAUAAUGUUAUACUAGCAGGAACAUCAGCUGGUGGAAUUGGUGCUUUAAUUAAUGGUGACUUUUUACGAGACAAGCUGUCCUUUGUUGAAUCCCUUCACGUUUUACUUGAUGGUGGUAUGUUUCCAGACCAGCCUAGUUAUACUGGAGAACACAUCAUGGCUAAUUUAUUGAAGAAGACAUUUUAUUUUCACAACAUUAAAGAAUCUGUGAGUAUUAAAGAUUGCACCUCAGAGUUGGAGAUUUCAGAGCAGUGGAUGUGUCUACAGCCUGACUACUACUAUAAACAUGUCUACACUCCUGCCUUCUUUAUACAAUCUCUUCACGACACAUGGUUCUCAGCACAUGCACUAGGUGUACAGUGUUCAUCAAAAGGUUGUAAAGCGUCAGAAAUUCAAACUAUAGAUGAAAGUCGACAAAAUUUCCAUUCCAUAUUUAAAAACGUGAUGUUAUCGAAAGGAGACGGUUUAUUUGUAUCGUCCUGUCCAUUUCACUGGGUUUUGUUAAAAUCUACAUUUUAUGAAAAUUUAAAUAUUAAUGGUACUACUGUUGCAGAUGCUGUUGGUCAGUGGUAUUUCCAUAGAAAAAUGACCCUUGCUCAUCUUGUUCAGAGUGAAUCACUUACUGCAAUGAAAAAUAAAUGUAACAAUAUACAUUAGUCAAUAAGUGUGAGAAAAGAACUAUCAUUUUGUGAAAAAAAGAACUAUAUAUGUAUCUAUGUAUCU
Mytilus trossulus (common blue mussel) is the source of this 1574-nucleotide messenger RNA. RefSeq lists its product as uncharacterized. The transcript is spliced from 7 exons. The coding region runs from base 123 to 1508 and encodes 461 amino acids. NCBI's taxonomy places the organism in Eukaryota, Metazoa, Mollusca, Bivalvia, Mytilida, Mytilidae. The record is from RefSeq and is a predicted model, not a curated record. Gene Ontology annotation, molecular function: hydrolase activity.